GUCUCGUCCCUGAACGAAGAACCGUCUCUAAAGAACCGGACCGUGAUGGCGGCUCGUCGGAGGCUCCGUCCUGCUUCUCGUCUCGGUCCAGUGGAGGUCGGAUGGUCGCCCGCGGCCCAGUGGUCCCUGUGAAGACGCCAUCCCUCUAGGUUGCUUCCCUGGCCUUGCUGCUUACCCACAAUGCAUUUCCAGAGGCUUCUGUGUGUCUCCUACACUCCGCUGUAACGUUGCCAACACUCCAUCUUUAGCAGUUCAGUUUCAUAGCAGGAAGGUAAAGGAGCCUGUUCACCACCGUCUUUCUGAAAGCAUGUCUGGCCCAGGGGAUUUACCAGCCAUUGAGGGUCCUGGGAUGGACUUAAUGAGGCUUCCCAUCGGGAUGACCCGACGGGCCCUCAGCUACGAUGACAACAUGGAGGCCCCCAUGUCCACGCCCCCCAAUGACAUCAGUAUCAACAACCUGUGGAGACGACCCAUCAUCCCGGAGAGGAAGUUCUCAAAGUUGGCUGAGGAGGAUGAGAGCGGUGCAGUGAGUCAGCCUACGCUGCCGGACAGCGCCCUCACCAGGUCACCGGGCGUAGUGAAAACCAAGGCCUCUUCCGUCAUCAUGCAUUCCCUCAUCACCAAGCAGACUCAGGAUAGCAUGUACAGGUUUGAGCAGAAGGCGGGCCUCACCGACAGCAGCUACACCCCCCACAAGGGCCUCACGGCGGAGGAGACGAGGCUCCACCACCGCAUGCCCGAGUCCCUCCAGAAACUACAGAUCCAGAGUAUGGAGGCAAAAGAAGAGCGGCAGAGCUCCUCGGCUCAGUCCACUCCAUCCAACACGCCUCACAACUCCCCAAAACAUCAACGCAGGGGCUGGUUUGGGAGUUCAGGGUCAGAGGUCAGUAUCAGCUCCUCCAACAGCAGCAUAGACAUGGGAGGAGAAACGGGCGCGGUGGAGAAGUGGAGCGUGUUCACAACUCGUCCCUUCCUCCAUAAGUCGACCUCUGACCUGGGAUCAGAUUCGGCACCGCCAGCAGGCUUUGCUCUGCAGGCGUACCGUGGCGCCCAGAAGCCGACCCCCAUGGAGGUGAUGAAGUCGCAGGGCACGCGGAUGACCGACGGCAUCGACCCUCAGAAGGUGGCUCCUCCCAAGAUGGAGAUCCCCUCAGUGGAAAGUCGGCGGCAGGGAGCGCGGCCUCACAAGCUCAAACCCAGAGACAUGAACGUCCUGACGCCCUCUGGCUUCUGAGUCUGUGGAAGCCGCUGAAGGUCCCAUGAAAUAAAACCCCCAGUGUGUUGUUACCAGGUAUCUGUGAACCCACAGUCACACAUCCACCAUUUAACUACAGCUACAGCAACACUGCUCCUUUUAACAGUUUUAUACAUCGUUCCUGUUAGCAUGACACAGCAUAUUCACCACGGUAAAGAUUAAUGACAUCAGCUGGCAUAAAGGUGGCGAGGAAAGUAAAAGAAGUAAUUUCCGGGGGGGGGGAAAUCGCCCUUUGACACUAAUAUACUUUAGAUCUGUGUGCUGGUUGAUACCAGAGCAUCACAGUGGUCUUUUAUACAUUAAAGCCUGUUUCACGGGACCUUUAGCGGCAGCACCACACAAACACAGAGCUGUCCGACAUCUUCACAGCUUUCCCAUCCGCGCUGCUUCGACGUAUUUACUGUGCUGCUGAGCUGUCAAAUCAAACAUUUCUCUUACUCGUUGCUCUUCUAACUGUUCCAUGUGUCUGCAGCAUGUUGACCCCCCCCCCCCCGAGUCCAAACGACACGGGGGGCCACUGUCUGAUUUAUUCCUGAGAAAAAGUCGAGCUGAAGUUGAAGAUGAUUCUCUGUAAAACGCACUUUAUUCCCACUCGGCCCGACUCAAACCUGCUCUCCUGCAAAGCAACGUGCUGCUGCUGGUCUAACGUCUGAUCCGUCUCCAAAAUCCUCUCAUGCCUGUUCUUAAAGGGUUCAUCUCACUAGGCAGAGCGGAGACAGGGUAGAUCCAUCGCUGAAAAGAACAAAAAAAUACUGAAAAAAAAUCGUUUGACUCAGGUAAUUUGGCAGGUUGCUGCUCACUGAAACGUUCCACUGAUUUGUUUUGUGUUACAGUUGUUCUCUAAGGAUGUUUUAAUGUAUAGAAUUUGUUUGUUUUUUACCUGCCACUGAACUUACUUAUUGUUUUUCGGGAGCAGAAGAAGAAAAAAGUUUCCACCUGGUGUGUGAAUAUGUAAAAGUCUGAGCUGCAUGAGAUGCUUCUUUAAAUAAUUCAAAUGAAGAAGAGGGUUUAAAGUAGAGUCCAACCGACAUGGGGGAGAAAGGAUUUCAGAGGUAACGGCCGAUAUGUUUAUUUUUAUAAUUGGCUCUUGUGGACGUUCAUCAAACUCGUGUGAGUUUGAUGAGCAAGGAAAUGUUAACGAGGCUUGAUAUUUUAUAACUCGACCAUGAUCUCUAAAUAAUUGAAACAUUAUUAUAAAUGACAACACAAAUACAACAAAUGCACUUAUUUUCUGCAUUUACUCUGUAAAACAACACGAUCGCAGAUACCGGUGUGUCGUUAAAAGGCUCAUCUCUGAUUUCUAUCGCCCAACCAUUAAAUCGGUCUGACUCUAUCAAAGCCAACGGAAGCUUUCUGUUGGCUCAGAUUUCUAACUGCAAAUAUGAUUUAAUGAUUUGAUUUGUGCUGUGUACACUGAUUGAAGAGAGAGAGAGCCGCUGUGCACGCCGGCUGUUUCUGCAGUGAUCUUUACUUAAAUUUCAUUUCUUUACUUAAAAGAAGUUGAAAGAUCUUCACACACAAACUCUCCUGCUUUAGUCUUUUGAUUUUAGAGGUGAAUUCUAUCGCCACAGUUCACAGGAAACACUGAAGAAAACAAAAUCCCCCCUCAAUAAAAUAUAUGAAUUAAUUUAUAAACACUGCAUUUUCCAGUGAUUGCUCCUGCUGCCGAGGUGUGGAAGGUUUAUAAACUGCCAGCUGUGCAGUUGGUUAUUGAUUUUAUAUGCAAGGUCACUGUCAGAUGGUUUAUUUGAGGGUUUGGUAGAGUUCCCAGUGAUUAGAGGUUCACUCUGAUAAUGAAAACACAGAUUGGUAGUUGUUAUUAUUUUUGCACUUUGAAUUAUUAUGGUAGCAGUCUAUUUUCUGGUAGUAGAGUCUAUCCAUGUGUAACGUGACCCAGCUGUGGAGGAGUUUGUGUUUUGAUGGAGUGAACGUGUCACCACCUGUUCCCUUUUUCACGUGAACUAAACUAAAGCUGGACACUAAACAAAACAAGCUCUCGAGCCAGCGACUGUAAGUAAGAAACUUUCUCCUCAGUUACAUGUUUUAUAGAUUGUGUUCACAAGUGAUUAAUUUGUGUGUAAGUGAUGCUGUUCCCUUUAAAUCUGUCCCUGACUGAAGCGACACGUCUCCCCUCCUUCUGUACGAUGACGUCGUCGCACAAAGAGAUGAAAUCUCUGUUUCUGUUGAUCUGUUCAGAAUCUCUUCCAGUUACUGUCUGAGACAUUUUACUUGAUUUAUACAGUUUGUAUUUGGUUUAUUUCCCUUUUGCCAAAACAGUUUGGAAAUUAAAAAAUAAAUAUCACUGUCUCAUCACA
Molecule: messenger RNA, 3570 nt
Organism: Platichthys flesus (European flounder)
Lineage: Eukaryota; Metazoa; Chordata; Actinopteri; Pleuronectiformes; Pleuronectidae
Product: putative monooxygenase p33MONOX
Exons: 8
Coding region: 308-1234 (308 amino acids)
Cellular component (GO): cytoplasm
Source: RefSeq, a predicted model, not a curated record